This is a messenger RNA of Stylonychia lemnae, 1521 nucleotides long. The record is from the annotation of a GenBank genome assembly. NCBI's taxonomy places the organism in Eukaryota, Ciliophora, Spirotrichea, Sporadotrichida, Oxytrichidae.
AUGGCCAAGUAAAUAAUUGAAGUCAAUAUGGACCUAAUAGUAGCAACCUGCAGUAGCAAUAACAAAACAAUGGUUAAUGGCCUUAAAAUUAAAAAUUCCAACAAAACAUAAUCAAUAGUAAUGCCAAUCAAUUUGCAGCAAUAGCUAAACAUAUAAUAGCAGCAACAGUAGCAGUAGUAACUCUAAUUACAGCACCAACAGCAAAUGCAAACUUAGCAAUAGCAAUAGAUGAUUGCAAAAGGUAGAUAAAAUGAUUUGAGUCUAAGCAGUCCUGCUGGAGGAGUAUCUUAGCAUUAGCAAUUUCAGUCUUAGUCUCCUAAUAGAUCUUCGCAGAUUUCGGCAAAUGACAAUAAUAUAGUCAACAGUUAGUUCAAUAACAUCAACAGAAGUCAGGGCAGUUUUAGCAUAGGCGCAAAUACUAGUAUAAUCUAAGAAGCACACAAUGAUAGUCUAAGCAGUUUGAGCAGUUAAUAUGAUCUACUCGAAAAUGGAAUGAUGCUGAGUGCUGCAGCAGCGGCAAAUUUACAAUUAUUCAGCAACCAAGCAAAUUAAAACACGAAUUUUAGCAACAAUAAUAGUAAUGGAUCAGGAGGCAACGAUAGUCAAUAUGGCAUUAGUUCAUUAUUCAAUUAAUUCUAGCAGUAAUCUCAGCUACAAUUCAAUGUUUUUGACGUAGAACUAAAAUCAGACUAUGAUUCAAGUCAUAUUCUAAGUAAAACUCUCAGUAUCGAGCCUAAAAGCAACAAAGAAAACUAGAGUCAGCUAGCUAACGAGUUAUUAUAUUCGAGCACAGAUAUUUUUAGGUCGCCUAAUUUUGACUUACUAAGUUUCGAGGAGCAGAUUCUAAUGAAUUCCUUCAAGAAUCCCGCUAGUUACGAAAUCAACGUCCCCUCAAUCAAAACCCAAACAUUAAAAAGUUUUGACCCGAAUAUUCUUUUCUAUAUCUUUUACAACUUCCCUCAUGAUAAACUAUAAAUAGACUCACAUAAUGAACUGAUCAAUAGAGGGUGGAUGUAUCACAAGGAUACCAGCAAGUGGUACAUUUUAGCAGCAGAUGAGCAAUAGUCUCCACCAUAGUAGCAAUAAACUAUAGCAGCAGCAGGGUCUAAUCGCAGAAAGAGGACGAUGGUUUAAAGUCUUACAAAAUGCUGGUAUAUCUUCGACACAGAAAUGUGGAAAAGAGUUAAAUGCUCUAGCAGUAGUGAGACAAUGUAAAUACCACCAACAGAGGAACUUAAUAGUUCUGAGAUUCAAAUUCAGCCUUAAGCUUAAAUCAAUACAACCAACUCAAAUUAGCCUAAAACUGCACAGUUAAGUAAUAGUGAUUCAAGCAGCAGUGUAAAUGGACAAGGCAUCGGGAGAGGGAGUAUAAUAAGAAGGAAACAAACCCAAAGAGGAGGGAGACCUGCUACUAUGGGUGAAUUUGGAGGUACAGUAUCGAAUCAAUCUGUAGAUAGAUUUGAAGAAGCAUCUUCCAACAUCUCUUAUAAAUCUCUUGUAAUUACUCAUUAAGAUGAUUGA